Molecule: messenger RNA, 1436 nt
Organism: Sinocyclocheilus grahami
Lineage: Eukaryota; Metazoa; Chordata; Actinopteri; Cypriniformes; Cyprinidae
Exons: 9
Coding region: 262-1107 (281 amino acids)
Biological process (GO): telomere maintenance via recombination
Cellular component (GO): telomerase holoenzyme complex
Molecular function (GO): telomerase activity; telomerase RNA binding; protein binding
Source: RefSeq, a predicted model, not a curated record
ACACUCUGCAUGGACACAGUGCAGAAAUCCAGUCUUUAGUGUGCAAAAAGACCGGACCGCUGGAGUUUCUCACUGUCUCAGCUGAUCGUUCCCUCAGGUCAUGGAGCGUCACCACAGCAAUGGAAACCCCUCGCUGCCAGAAAGGCAUUGUCAGAGUUGUGUACUUCCUGGGUACUGAUGAUCUCAUGGUGUGUGGUUAUGACACAGGCAGAUUGGAGAUAUGGCAUCAGAAUUCAAUAGUUUACUGUAAGAAGGUAAGGGAUGCCGGACGAUGAGCUGGCGGUCAGUUGCAGCGACUGCUCUGUCUGUAUCUGGAAGCUGGAGCGGGACUCCAAGAAGUGCAUUAUGGGGCUCGAUAAGGUGUCUUCAUACAAAGUGGAGUCUCCUUUGAGCUUUUUGUUUUACUGUGGCAGUCUGUUUGGAGUGUAUAUGGGUGGAACAGUCACUGAUGUGCUCUCUAGUAAAGCAGCUUAUAACUGGUUAAGAAGGGUAUGUCCUCUCGGCGUGAUGGCGAAUGACAGCAAGAGCUUUUGGCUGUUGGGCCAGAAACAGGGCGUUCUGUACGUUGGCCUCGUUUUGUCUCUGAAUCCGAGUGUGUCAGACUUCUUCUUAGCCUUUUGUGAUGAUGCGAUAAGUAAAAAGCCAAAGGACUUAGAGAUAGAGGAGGAAAUAGAUGAGCAGCAGGAGGAGGAGCAGCAGCAGGAGAAGCUGAGUGAGGAACAGCGGAGAGAGAGGCAAACUGCAAUCCAGAGGGCGGCACAGGUCAGCUCCUGGAUCACAGCCGCAGCAGCGCAGAACGACUUUUUUGUGUGUGGUGAUUGUAAAGGGAACAUGUGGUUUAACCAGCCUCCUAAUCUGUCCACCUGGACUCAAAGAAGACCGGCACACACAGACAAAGUGAGUGUACUGCGGCUUACAGAGAGCCUCAUCAUCUCAGCGUCUCAUGACAGAACCGUCAAACUGUGGGACAGACGAACUAAGAAACAGGUGGGCAUGUUUGUGUGUGGAGGCCCUGUCAAGGUUCUGGAGGUGAACCCAUGUGACCCCAAGAAAUUUGUUUGCAGUGAUACGCAGGGUCAGCUGUACUUCCUGUCUUGGAAAGGUUGAUUUCCUGAACAUCAGUCAAAGGACACAGUCACUUGUUGCAUGUCAUUAUUUGUACAUUCGUAAUCUUUAAUCUUUUUUCCAUCAGUUGUAAUGUUGCAUUCUGUACAUUUUCAUUUUAUUUUACAUGCAUGAAGCAUUUUGCACUAAUGAUAAUAUUGCCUUAAACUAAGCCAUAUGAAGAAUAUUUGUGUUGAUUUUAUUAUAUACAUUUUACUGCCACUUGAUUACAUUGUCAGUUGAUUUUUGUUAAGGGUUGUACAUGUAAAAAGCUAUUCUGGGUGAGUAAACGGUCUGCAGGUUCACAUGGGGAACAGCAGAUGUCCACUGAA